UGUCAUCGCCAUUUUUGUUAUUUGUCAUUUCGUUGAAUCCGUCGAUUCCUAUUUUCGUAUUCGUAUUUUACUGUAUUUUAGUUUCAUUUCUCGUUAAAAAUUAUAUCUAAAGUUCUAAAAAUUUAUUUAAAUAUAGUGAUUUUUUGUGUGAACAUAAAACUGAAAAUAGCAAAUAAAAUCAAAUUGAAUAUGGAAGUAAAACAAGAAGCUAGUGAGGAAAUUUGUAAAAUAGAAACAUAUAAUGAGACGUUUGAUGGUCCCCUGGCUUUGGAUGCUUUCAAAGUUGAAAUCAAAGAAGAACCCAAGACAGAACCCGCAUUCGAGACAUUUGGAUAUUUAGACUUAUAUGAAUUCCCCAUAAAAACUGAAGUAGAAGAUGAAUGUAAAUUUACACCAUUGGAUGAAAAACAAACAACAAAUGAAGAAGGUAGUCCCCGUCAAGAGGAUAACAAAAUGAAAAUUAUGGAAACUUCAACUGCAGAUCCUUCUCAUAAAGGAAAACGUACUAAGCCUUACAAAUGUGAAACUUGUUUUAAGCAGUUAACUACUGCAAGCCGUUUGAAUAGACAUUUGAGGGUGCACACUGGGAAAAAUCUUAAUAAGUGUGAAAUUUGUUUUAGACAGUUUAGUCAAAUAAGUCAUUUGAAAAGACAUCUGAAAGUACAUACUGGGGAACAACCAUACAAGUGCGAGGUUUGUUUUAAGCGAUUUGGUGAAAUGUAUGGUUUGAAAAAUCAUUUGAAAAUGCACACUAAGGAAAAAUCUUAUGAGUGUGAGAUUUGUUUUAAGCACUUUUCUCUAAAAAAGACUCUGAAAAGACAUUUCAGAGUGCACACUGGGGAAACUCCUUACACGUGUGAGACUUGUUUUAAGCAAUAUACUGACACGUAUGCUUUGAAAAAUCAUUUAAAAUCGCAUACUGGAGAAAAGCCCUAUAAAUGUGAGCUUUGUAUUAAGCAGUUUGCUCAGAAAGCUCAUUUGAAUCUUCAUUUGAAAGUGCACACUGGAGAAAAACCUCACAAGUGUGAAAUUUGUUUUAAGACGUUUUCUCAGAAAUCUAAUUUGAAAAGUCAUUUGAUAGUGCACACUGAAGAAAAACAUUACAAGUGUGAGAUAUGUUUUAAACCAUUCAGUGAUGCAGGUUCUUUGAAAAGACAUCUAAGAGUACACACUGGAGAAAGACGUUACAAGUGUGAGAUUUGUUUUAAACAGUUUAGUGAAGCAGGUCAUUUGAAAACACAUUCAAGAGUGCACACUGGGGAAAAGCCGUACAAUUGUGAGAUUUGUUUUAGGAAGUUUUCUCAGAAAUCUCAUUUGAAAGGUCAUUUGAUAGUGCACACUGGAGAAAAACAUUACAAGUGUGAGAUAUGUUUUAAACAAUUCAGACAAUCAAGUGCUUUGAAAAGACAUCAGAGAGUGCACACUGGAGAAAAACCUUACAAGUGUGAGAUUUGUUUUAAAUCAUUCAUUGAAUCGAGUGCUUUGAAAAGACAUCUGAAAGUGCACACUCGGUAAAAACCUUGCAAGUGUAAAAUUUGCUUUAAACAACUCAGUAAAGCAACAAAAUGUAAACUUCUUAAAAUUAAUUGAUACAAUUUCAACCUAAUGAUAUGAUAUCCGACCACAUUAACAGGAUUAAAAUAACUCCAUAAAAUAUAUUAUUUAGGUGUUCAUAUUCAAAAUGAACUAAUUUAGUUCUAGUCCCCAGUACACCGUCAUUUUGAAAAUGAUUACUUCUUCUUCUUGUCUUUUUUCCUUUUAUGCCUAUUACGGCGUCGGAUUAUGGUCCGUUGUCAAAUGUCAAAUUAGCUUAUUUAUUAUUUAUUGUUUUUAUUAGCGCUAACGUUAUUACCGUCCCUUAUUUCAAGCUAAAUAUAGAGAGAUAUCGCAAAGGCAUUUUUACCGCACGCUAAUAGUGGAAUACCCUAUUUUGACAUGUACGCAAGCGCAGAGUGAAUUUGAAGUUAAUACCGGAUAACGAGUCCCGUUAUUUAGGUCGAAAUAAGGGACGGUAAUAACGUUAGCGCUAAUUUGACAUUAAACAAAAAUAAUUUGUAGAAUACAAAUUUUAUAAACUAAAAAUUGUAAAUCAUCUUGUUUCCUGUGUUAAAUGCUUGUGUUCUUUAAGGCUAAACGGUCUUCUUCUGGUCUUUUCUUUAAACAUUAAUUUCCUAGGUUACAUUUAAUUCCAAACGUCGGUUGUCAUAAUAACGUUAAGCCUCGCCCCAAUACAUUUGCGAUAACUCUCUUGAUGCCCGUGUUGAAAUAGACCGUUAUCUGUUAUUUACUUCUUGACACGUUAUUAAUGUUAACCUUUGCGAUAUCUUUCUAAUAGCGGGAGACGUUAUUCGGUAUUAGCGUAACAUUCACUCUGCGCACAUGUCAAAAUAGCAUAUUCCGCUAUUAGCGUGCGAUAAAAAUGCAUUUGCGAUAUCUCCCUAGGUUACUGUAUUAGUAGAUAUGUUAAUAUCCUGUCCUAUAUACUUUACAAUUAAGUUUUAAAAUAAUAUUGUAUUAAAUAAAAAAUAAACUCUGUCUUCUUACAA
Diabrotica virgifera virgifera (western corn rootworm) is the source of this 2546-nucleotide messenger RNA. RefSeq names its product zinc finger protein 28-like. The record is from RefSeq and is a predicted model, not a curated record. The coding region runs from base 190 to 1515 and encodes 441 amino acids. The transcript is spliced from 2 exons. Gene Ontology annotation, cellular component: transcription regulator complex; PcG protein complex. Gene Ontology annotation, biological process: regulation of transcription by RNA polymerase II. Lineage: Eukaryota; Metazoa; Arthropoda; Insecta; Coleoptera; Chrysomelidae. Gene Ontology annotation, molecular function: DNA-binding transcription factor activity, RNA polymerase II-specific; RNA polymerase II cis-regulatory region sequence-specific DNA binding.